GCCGCUGCAGCCGCAUUCCCUGAGCGCGGUGGGCUGCGGGCUGAGGUCGCGCAGGGGAGAGGCACGGCUUUCCACAGCGCCGCGGGACUCGGGCAAUGCGCGUCGCUCAUUUUCGCCUGUGGAAAGGACCUCUUUCUUUUAUAAAGGACUUGCUUUAUUUUACACGGACCGUCUCUGCUGUCUAGCAACUAAUUUUUUCUUUGGAAGUUGUGUCAAGUUAGUUAGCAGAGCUAGGUUUUCGGCUAUCAAGCCUGGCUGCUAUAGCUACAGAGCAGUGUCAUUAGCUAGCAUCCAACUUACUUUGUGGUUAGCCAAACGCACUUUUUUUUAUAAAGAUGAUAUAACGAGCGUGUUUGUAUGCGUUAACGCUUCACAAAUUAUUUAUUGUACUGAGUAGAAGCGCUUAAACGGAGGUUUAUUCAAAGGUUUUUGUUGUCUAAUGUCUCGCUUUUAAAGAGUUAACCCUCACAUAGCGUCCAGCUAGCGACUUAGCAUCCUAGCAUAUAUUUAUCUGCUCCCAGGUUCGCUCGCAUGAGCUGCUUGUAACUAAAGAUCAAUUGAAACACUUUUUAAUCUCUAAUUAUUUUUCUUCAGAAUUGUAUAUUUGAAAACAUGAUCAAAUUGCUUUUUAUUUAUAUAAUGGGACACCGUUUUAUUAAGAAGCAAGACGUGUGAACAGGCGAGCGACAUCCUGUCUGGCGAAUCUAUUUUUAAUAUAAUAGAUACAUAAAUAAAUAAAUAAACAAAUACGUUGAAAUUAUACUUUUAACCUAAACAAAAUGUAGCGGAGACUAUUAGGCGAAGCGAAAUAAAUACAACUAGUACCAAGAAGAUAGCUAGGUUUCUAGCUGAGGCAGUGUGAGAGCACCAUGGUUCUCUGUUGUGUAUGAAUGGGAACAUGAAGUGUUUUCUUCUGGAGCUAAGCUAGCUCUCUCUCUCUAUCUCUUUCUCUGGGUGUGUGUGGCCUCAGCACAGACGUGGCUAGCUGACUCCUUUAUUAUUGUCAGUGUUUAGAUCGUCAACACAAUUGUGUCAGAUAGUGUAAAAGCGAGGACUGUCACAUUUUUUGUUCCACCAUGUCGGGGGAAGUUCGUUUGAAAAAGCUGGAGAAGCUGUUCCUGGAUGGCCCGGUCCAGUCUAAUGGCCAGUGUUUCAGUGUCGAGUCUCUUCUGGACGUCCUCAUCUGCCUGUACGAUGAGUGCAAUAACUCCCCUCUCAGAGAGAAGAACAUUGCAGAGUUUCUGGAGUGGGCUAAACCAUUCACAUCUAAAGUGAAACAGAUGAGACUACACAAAGAAGACUUUGAAAUUCUGAAAGUGAUUGGACGAGGAGCUUUUGGGGAGGUAGCAGUUGUAAAGGUGAAGAACUCUGACAAGGUUUUUGCCAUGAAGAUUCUGAAUAAGUGGGAGAUGCUGAAAAGAGCUGAGACGGCCUGCUUUCGGGAGGAGCGUGAUGUUCUGGUGAAUGGAGACAGCCAAUGGAUCACAACACUACACUACACCUUUCAGGAUGAAAACUUUCUGUAUCUGGUGAUGGAUUAUUAUGUGGGGGGAGAUCUCUUGACGCUGCUGAGUAAGUUUGAGGACCGUCUACCUGAGGAAAUGGCCCGAUUUUACCUGGCUGAGAUGGUCCUGGCUAUUGACUCUGUACAUCAGCUCCAUUAUGUCCACAGAGACAUCAAGCCAGACAACAUUCUGUUGGAUAUGAAUGGACACAUUCGGCUGGCUGAUUUUGGCUCCUGCCUCAAACUCAUGGAUGAUGGAACGGUACAGUCCUCUGUGGCGGUUGGCACGCCAGAUUACAUCUCUCCUGAGAUCCUGCAGGCCAUGGAAGAUGGCAAGGGCAAAUAUGGCCCCGAAUGUGACUGGUGGUCUCUAGGGGUCUGCAUGUAUGAAAUGCUGUAUGGGGAAACCCCCUUCUAUGCUGAGUCUUUAGUGGAGACGUACGGGAAGAUAAUGAAUCACAAGGAGCGGUUCCAGUUUCCUGCUAAUAUCACAGAGGUGUCUGAGAAUGCCAAAGACCUGGUCCGCAGGCUUAUAUGCAGCAGGGAGCACCGGCUCGGCCAGAACGGCAUUCAAGACUUCAAGCAACAUCCUUUCUUUUCUGGCAUUGACUGGGACAACAUUCGAAACUGUGAUGCUCCAUACAUUCCUGAAGUCAGCAGUCCUUCAGACACUUCCAACUUUGAUGUGGAGGAUGACUGCCUCAAAAACACAGAGACAAUGCCUCCUCCAUCUAUAACAGCCUUUUCUGGACAUCAUCUUCCAUUCGUCGGCUUUACUUACACUAGUCAGUGCUCUUUAUCUGAUCGUGGGUGUCUGCGCGAGUGUGCACCAGCUGUGCAGAUGGACAUGUGUGUACAGCGCAGCUUAGAGGAGAGCCUAGCUACUGAGGCAUAUGAGAGGAGGCUUCGCCGUCUGGAGCAGGAAAAAUUGGAGCUUAGCCGCAAACUGCAAGAGUCCACAAAGACUGUUCAAGCUCUGCAGCAUGCUGGAGAUGCUCCAGGCUCUGCUAACAGAGAGUUUGAGAUAAGGGGCCUUAAAGAGGAGAUUGAGACUUUAAAGAAGCAGAUAGCAGACUCUGGUCACUUGGAGCAAAAGUUGGAACAGGCCAGUGCAGCCCGCAAAGAUCUGGAGGAUUCCACCAAACACAUCUGCUCUCUUGAGAAACAGAUAAAAAGCAUGAAACAGGAGAGGGAGGACAUGCAAAAGGAGCUCAAUGAGUCUGCAGAGAAGCUGAAGGUUAUGGGGAAGGAACUGAAAGAGGCCGACAGCCAGAGAAAGCUAGCUAUGCACGAGUACUCUGAGAUGAGUGAGCGAUUGACAGAGCUGCGUUCACAAAAACAGCGCCUCUCUCGCCAACUACGAGACAAAGAAGAGGAGAUGGAUGCGCUCAACCAGAAGCUGGAGGCCCUGAAGCUAGAUUUGCGCAAAACAGAAAGGACAAGAAAAGAGAUGGAAGCCCAGGCAGAGGAGCGUGCCUCGGAAGCCCAGAAAGAGAAGAAGUUGAAGGAAAGCAGUGAAAAAUAUAGCAGACAGCUAGAGGAGGAAUUGGCAGCAGUGAAGCAAAAGCAGGCAGGUCGCCAUCCUGCUGCCGGAGCCCCUGAUCAGCACCAGGAGCUCUCUAAGCUGCGUGCCGAUCUGGAGAAGAAGACAGUGUUUUAUGAGGAGGAGCUGUCUCGCCGUGAUGUCCAACAUGCAAAUGAGCUAAAGAGCCUAAAAAAGGAGCUCCAUGAUGCUGAUGCGCAACAUCUCUCUUUGAAAAAAGAAAUAAUGAUGUUAAAAGACAAACUAGAGAAGACCCGCAGAGAAAGUCAGAAUGAAAGAGAGGAGUUUGAGACGGACUACAAGCAAAAGUACGAAAGGGAAAGAGUGCUGCUGAUGGACGAAAACAAGAAACUAUCAAGUGAACUGGACAGUUUGAUGAUCUCGCAUAAAAAGUUGAACAGCAGUCACAAGCAGCUGGAGGAGGAAAUGAGAGAGUUGGCUGAUAAGAAAGAGAGUGUUGCCCACUGGGAAGCUCAAAUCACAGAGAUCAUUCAGUGGGUGAGUGAUGAGAAAGAUGCACGGGGCUACCUUCAGGCCCUGGCUUCAAAGAUGAAUGAGGAGCUGGAGGGCCUGAGGAACACCAGUCUUGGUGCUCGCUCUACGGACAUGCCAUGGAAGAUGCGACGAUUGGCUAAGUUAGACAUGUCUGCCCGUCUGGAGCUGCAAUCUGCACUGGACUCGGAGAUAAAAGCAAAACAAACCAUCCAAGAUGAGCUAAAUAAAGUGAAGGGCACCAACAUGGCCACUGAGUGCAAACUCCAGGAAUCUGAAAAGAGGAACCAAGAAUUACAGGCAGAGAUUGAGAGACUGAAACGAGAAACAGAAGAACUGCGCUUGUCUAAGGGUGUGAAGCACCAAGAUUCACAGAACUCCUUUCUCGCAUUUCUCAAUGCCCCGACUUCUGCCGUGGAACAUUUUGAUCGCUCUCCUGCCUGUGGUCAAGCCAGCAAAGGCAGACAUAUUGACUCCAUUGACAACUUUAGUCUGUCAAACGCACCAUCCCGAGAUGAUGAUCGCAAGUCUCAAGUUGUCCACACUCGUUCUCCUUCCACCGCCAGCGACCUCGAGCCUCUAGAGUCGAUAGAUUAUCCCCACAGAGGUACACAGACUCCUACAAUGCGAUCAGGAGGAUACAGCAGCUCUGGGUUUACAACACCUAAGCCAAAAGCUCACCAGUUUGUGGUAAAAUCCUUCAACACUCCCACUAAAUGUAACCAGUGCACUUCUCUGAUGGUGGGACUGAUCCGACAAGGCUGUAUAUGUGAAGUCUGCAAUUUCUCAUGUCAUGUGACCUGUGCGGACAAAGCCCCUGCUGUGUGUCCUAUUCCACCAGACCAAACGAAAGGUCCACUGGGUAUUGAUGCACAGAAAGGCAUUGGCACAGCUUAUGAGGGCCAUGUUAGGGUGCCUAAGCCUGCAGGGGUGAAGAAAGGUUGGCAGAAGGCCCUGGCUGUUGUUUGUGACUUUAAGUUGUUCCUCUAUGAGCUGGCAGAGGGCAAGGUCGCACAGCCUAGCGUAGUGGUUAGCCAGGUCAUCGACAUGAGGGAUGAGGAUUUUUCCGUCAGCUCAGUACUAGCAUUUGAUGUCAUUCAUGCCAGUAGGAAAGACAUUUCCUGUAUUUUCAGGGUUACAGCGUCUCAGCUCUCUGCAUCCGGCAAUAAAAAAUGCUCCAUCCUGAUACUGGCUGACAGUGAUCAGGAAAAGAAUAAGUGGGUGGGACUGCUAAAUGAGCUGCAUCGUCUCCUAAAGAAGAACAAGUUAAAGGAGCGCUCUGUUUAUGUUCCUAAAGAAGCUUAUGAUAGCACACUGCCUCUUAUUAAAACCACCCAGUCUGCUGCUAUUAUAGAUCAUGAGAGGAUAGCUCUGGGCAAUGAGGAGGGACUCUAUGUUAUCAAUGUCACCAAAGAUGAGAUUAUCAAAGUAGGGGAUAAAAAGGUCUACCUGAUUGAUCUGAUCCCGUCUGAGCAGCUGCUAGCGGUCAUCUCUGGCCGUAACCGCCAUGUUCGGCUUUACUCAAUGGCGGCUCUGGAUGAUCGGGACACAGACUUCUACAAGCUUCCUGAGACUAAGGGCUGCCAGACAUUGGUGUCUGGCACGGUUAAGCAUGGUGUCCGCCCCUGCCUGUGCGUUGCCAUGAAGAGGCAGGUCAUUUGUUACGAGCUCAGCAAAGGUAAAACACGAUACCGAAAGCUGCGGGAGCUGCAGAUACCUGGGGUGGUUCAGUGGAUGGCUCUGCAGGGGGAUAAGCUGUGCAUAGGUUACCAGGCUGGAUUCCUACGCUACAGCUUGCAUGGAGAUGGGCCUCUCACUAGCCUGCUCCACCCAGAGGACCACACCCUGGCUUUCAUUGGACAGCUAGGCUUGGAUGCACUCUGCUCUGUGGAAAUUUCCAGCAAAGAGUUGCUCCUGUGCUUUAGUAGCAUUGGUGUUUAUGUUGACUGCCAGGGUAGACGCUCACGCCAGCAGGAGCUGAUGUGGCCAGCUGUGCCAACUGCUUGUUGUUAUAAUGCGCCUUACUUAUCAGUGUACAGUGAGAAUGCAGUAGAUGUGUUUGAUGUGAAUAGCAUGGAGUGGAUCCAGACAAUUCCUCUAAAAAAGGUUCAUCCUUUGAACACAGACGGCUCAUUGAACUUGCUAGGGCUGGAGACAGUACGGCUAAUCUACUUUAAAAAUAAGACAGCAGAGGGAGAUGAGCUGGUGGUUCCAGAGACAUCUGAUAACAGCCGGAAGCAGAUGGUGCGCAGUAUGACAAGCAAACGCCGCUUUUCCUUCAGAGUGCCAGAGGAAGAGCGGCUGCAGCAACGGAGAGAGAUGCUUAGAGAUCCUGAGAUGAGGAAUAAGUUAAUUUCAAAUCCAACCAACUUUAACCAUGUUGUUCAUAUGGGUCCUGGAGAUGGGAUCCAAAUACUUAAAGACUUGCCAAUGAAUGUGCGUCCUCAAGAGAGCCGAGGUGUACUGGGCGGCUCCGUCAGCAUUCCCUCUAUAAGCAAGGCCAGACCAGAACCGGGCCGUUCCAUGAGUGCCAGCAGUGGCCUUGGAACACGCUCGUCCUCACAGAAUGGCAGUGCUCUUAGAAGGGAGUUCUCCAGUGGGAGUUACGGCUCCAGCAAGCGGCAGGCAAUGACUUCACCCUCUGAGGGCUCACUCUCGUCAGGGGGAGGAAUGGACUGUGCAGGCGAUGCCCCCCUCUCCCAGUUUGACAGAGAGUGGAAGGCAGUUUCUCCCACAGGCAAGACCCCUGAUGUGAAAAGGACUUUAAGGACCCUGUUUAGUAAGCUGAAGGAUUCUGAUUCACCAAGGCAUUCGACAGCCUCCAACAGCUCGAACCUGAGCAGUCCGCCAAGUCCAUCAUCCCCACAUAAGAGCAAGUCCCUUUCUCUGGAGCGCAGCGAUCAGCCAGGUUGGGACUCCUGAGGGCAAGACCAUGCAUUCAUUCCACUCAUCCUGCUCUCUGUAUUCCUCUAUAAGAGCAUCAGGACCGCUCUCUCCUAUAGUAACAAAAAAUAGAAAAGCAGCAAUGAGACUCAUGGAACUUGAUACACUAUAUUUGGAGUGGUGUGUGAAAAGGCCCUAUAUUUGUUCGUGCAUGUGUGUGAAUGAGUUCACAAACACACAGAAUUGCAAAAACAGCCAAUUACGCACGCUUGACUUCAGCGUUUUUAAACCCUGCUUUGGCAUAAAAAUCACAAAUAUUUCCAGUAGAUUUUAAUUAAUUGGUGCAAAAAUAAUAAUAAUUUUUUUCUAACCUUUAUACAAAGGUUAAAUCUGCCAAUUAGACUUUUUCAGCUUCACAUUUUAAGAAUAAUGUAAAUGGCUAUAUUUCCCUGAUCAAAACAAAGGCUUAAACACUAGAUACAGUUUUUACCCUUUGCUGAAGAGCAAGGUGAAUUCUGAGCAUGGUUAGAAGUGGUCAGUGUUUAGUAAGCAAGUAUUCCUCAGAACCAUUUACAGCGUGGAGAGAUCAUUCCCGGCCUCAGCACUACAUUUAAACUGACCUCGGCACUCAGGUGCCAUGCAGCUCUUUCAUAUGUAAAGCUCAGAAACAGUAGAAAUAGAAUGAAUUAAAUAAUGUACAUAGUUUAAGUAGAGUAUAAUAUAUUGUUUAAAAAAUGAUAACGCUAUUGUGAAACGUGAACAGUUGCCUUGGGGAGUGCUGUUAUCUUUUGACUUCUUUUCCGAAAUUUUGAACAUUUAAAAUGCAGCCACGUUUAAUUGAACAAUUUUAGCUUUAUUUGAUCAGGAUAUCUACGUGUCCAUAGUUCCACUGAAUCCGUCUGGAUUUUAUUAGGGAAAUAUGGUAAAUGUUACAUACAAAUGUAAUGAUAGUAACACCAGGCACAUGCAUGCACACAGAUAGAUAUGUAGGAUUACACGUGAGACCGUAACGACAUGGAAACACAAUCCCUCAGUCACAAACACUCUGUGGUGAAUGUAUCAAAAACUUGUUGCAGCCGCCUUCUUCCUCUCCCGGCCUACUUUAGUGAGCUUCAUGGUUCCUUUACUGGAGCAAUAAUGCUGUUUCCAAAGAUUUGUUUUGUUAAGUGCUUUGUCUGUUUUUUUUGUUAGUUUUUUAUUUUAUGUUUGGUUUGUUUUAAUGAGUGUUUUUAUGAGUAGCAAAACUCAACAUGAAACCAAACAUAGCCUGGGUGUGGAUGUACAUAUCAAGUGUAAUCUGUAUGUUAUCACAGGUUUGAUGACACUAAAGUCACUUUUGUGUGAAACUCGCAAAACAUAUUUCAGUUAAGCUUUAGAGUGUUCAAAUAGGGAGCAUUCAAGGGCUUGAACUCAUUCACUGGUGCAUUUAUCUGUUGCUUUUGUUACUUUCUAUAGCCAGUAAUAACACUCUCGGGACAGGAAGUGGGGAUUUAUUAUUUAACACUAAUUGUAUGAGUUCAGGGAUGGUGCAUAGUUAAAAUAUCACGUACCCCUAGAUUAUUUUUUUUUAUACCUCAAUUUAUGGGCAAUUUUAUUAAUUCAACAGAACAAGCUCACUAAAUCGCUCUUACACACACACUCAUUCCAUGCCGUUCUUUUCUCUCUUUUCUGCCCUAAUCCAUACAAACAAGUUAUACAAAGGUUUUGAUUUGUUUUUGUGAUUCCUUCUAUGAUACUUUUAGGGUCCAUUGAUUUUUAUGCUAUUUGAAGCAAUCGAUGACUAAAUUCCAGUUCAGAAUCUGUUUACAGGAGCAAGAAAUGAGUUUUCAAUGUAAAAGCAUACCUUUGCAUAUGAAGAUAAUGUAACAUAUGUGUAUUUACAUAAAGUGUAAAUAUAGACUUGGUGGUCAUGACUUUGGUCAGCAUAUUGUCACAGCUCUUUGAUCGCAUCGUGUCUCCUGAGCUUUUAAGGGAUUUUUCUGAUUUGCCAUUAGAAGAGUCGUUUUUUUUUUUUUAUUAUUAUUAUUAAAUCAGAAUCGUUUUUAUUAACUCCAGAUCUAUGAAAUGCCUAAGGGAUAUAAUGAGGGAAAACUGUCUGAGUGAAAAAACUAAUCUGAACAGUCUACACUGGAGUUAGCUAUUCACACACACACACCAGUAUUUAAAUAUUUAGUAUUUACUGUUUCGCAAACACGGUUAAAAUUCACUGUGGACCAGUCUAAUAAACUCGGCACAUCCUGUUCCUAAAUUAGCAGCUGAUUUGCAAUGUGUGCUAUUGUUCGGGAUCAUACUUACACGGUUUUUCUUUGGCAUAUUUAUUCCUACUGAAUUUAAACGAUCAUACUCUAUAACGUAAGCUUAAUGCAGAGUGCAUUUGCCUUGUGGAACCGAGGCCGAGAUCGAGGAAAUCCUUCUGCAAGCAUGAUGGUGUAACAGGAAGCCUGUUUGAGAUGUUGCUCAGGUAUGUUAGAACCAAUGAUUUAUUUUAUUACAAUGAGAAAAUAGAGAGCAGGAAGAGAACACAGACUUUGGCGUCUGUCAUUCAUUAUAGGACUGUUAGUUGACGUGUAGGCCGACGUUAGCGGGAGGUGCCUUAACUGAACUCUGAAUGCUGGGUAGUGUAGUAUAACUAUGGUGAAGACUUAAGGGACCUGAGUGGAAACUGAAAACAAAAUGAGGGUUUACUCUGCCUUGUAUAUUACAGCUAUUUCAUAUCACACCUUUGUUGUUUUUUGUUUGUUUGUUUUUUGUAAGAAGUUGUACAGUUUUGCAUGUCUGGUGUAUUCACUUAAAAUUAAGGCUGGAUUUUUUCAAACUGUUUUUACCAUAUUUUAUUGAUCUGUGUAGUGUGGAUGCUUGGGAUGUGAAUGAGAACCACUUUUUUUUUUUUUUUUGGCACAUGCUUAUUUAAGGUGGAAUGUCAUUGAGUUUAUAUUUAAUUAGCCACCACUCUUCACAUUGAGAACUCAUAUCUUGACUGAUUUAUUUCAAUAAAAAUGGGGAACUGUUACAAAUCAA
Molecule: messenger RNA, 9440 nt
Organism: Silurus meridionalis
Lineage: Eukaryota; Metazoa; Chordata; Actinopteri; Siluriformes; Siluridae
Gene: cdc42bpaa
Product: CDC42 binding protein kinase alpha (DMPK-like) a
Biological process (GO): actomyosin structure organization; peptidyl-threonine phosphorylation
Cellular component (GO): cytoplasm; cytoskeleton; actomyosin
Molecular function (GO): ATP binding; protein serine/threonine kinase activity
Source: RefSeq, a predicted model, not a curated record